Lytechinus variegatus (green sea urchin) is the source of this 4562-nucleotide messenger RNA. Its product is annotated as T-box protein 1-like. NCBI's taxonomy places the organism in Eukaryota, Metazoa, Echinodermata, Echinoidea, Temnopleuroida, Toxopneustidae. The coding region runs from base 348 to 3086 and encodes 912 amino acids. Gene Ontology annotation, molecular function: RNA polymerase II cis-regulatory region sequence-specific DNA binding; DNA-binding transcription factor activity, RNA polymerase II-specific. The transcript has 6 exons. Gene Ontology annotation, biological process: regulation of transcription by RNA polymerase II; positive regulation of DNA-templated transcription; cell fate specification. The record is from RefSeq and is a predicted model, not a curated record. Gene Ontology annotation, cellular component: nucleus.
AGUUUUUACAAACUUCUUCACUAUUGUGUUCAGUCUUUUCAUGUAAAAGACGUUUCGCAGGUUGGAUUUUGACAGUUCCUGCAAAUUUGACGGUUCAUCAUCGUCUCACGCCCAAAUGAGAUGAUCGCACGCAUAUCACGCCAGGGGAAUUUCAGGAAAAGUGUUAGAAUUUAAGAGAGGCAUUUCAUCAGCGUUCGCGCCUUGUCACUUCUUUGUUUAUUCAUGACUGCUAACUGAAUUUUCGCACUCCAACUUUAUCCUAAAGGGAUUGAAUUUUAUCACGUUUGCGCCUUUUGAUUUGGCGCGAUUUCUUUUUUUCGAGAUUUUUUUUUUUGCUCCAGAAGAUUAUGAUGGGAGAUGAAUUUCAGCAUGCGGCUGCAGCAACAGACACGACUGACUUUCUAAAGACAGAACCAGAAGAAAAUAAUUGCGUUUCUGAAGAUGGGAAUCUUAAUGGUGAAUCAACAGAUAAUAUCGUCGAUAAAUCAGCAGAUUCCCAAAAUAAAACGAAAUUUGAAUUAUGCGAGAUCAAGUCAAAUCUCGAGAAUUGUGAUGAAAACGGACAGUGUGAGUCACUCCAGAGGAAUGGACAUGGUCAUGGAAACAGCGAACAGUCAUACAGUUUACAGGAUUUUGGAACCCAUCAUGAUUUGCAUGGGAAUUUACAGAGGUAUUGUCCUCUGUCAUCUCUCCAAAACCAGCCUCAGCAACCGGCUAAUUUACCGCACUACCUGUUGAAUACUUGCACGGUAUCCAACUUCACUGGAAUUCCCACCCCGCCACCCGCCACUUCGCAUAGUCAACAACAGGUGAUUCAAAGGACGUCGCCUUUCAUAGAUGGGUUCCAGCACCUGUCGGAAACACACCAAACCCACCAGCAAAUAUCCGAAAUUGGUACCCCAUCAGGAAAUAGCAAUGCACUGAUCCACCAUCUCCAUGACACCAAUGAGAUUACAAGUCACGACACAACCGCAUCGGGCCGUUGCAGUGCAGAUGAAAAACCUUCAAUGCCGACCUAUGCAAGCCACGAUCCUAUUCACCAAAGGUUGCUACAACAGCAACAACAGUUGCAGGAAUUCGACAUGAAGAGAGAACUUGAACAAAACGAUGUCCAAGUACCACCAUUCUUUGUUGAAAACAAACCACCGACAUACCAGACGACCAAUGCCCCACCACCGCAGCAGCUAAUUGGCGCCUCUUUGGCUCCGCCAUCGUCCCAUAGCUUCAGUCACCUCCUAAAUGGCGCCUCACAGGACCAUGAGGACAAAAAUGAAAAGGGUGUCGUUCCGAACCAUGUCGUCAGCCAGCCAUACCCUCCACCAGCGGGUCACCAGCACGUCGAGGUCGCCAACGGGCCAGGGAAGGCGUCAGUUUACCUCUGCAACCGCGACCUGUGGCGGAAAUUCCAUCAGCAUAAGACGGAGAUGAUCAUCACAAAACAAGGAAGGCGCAUGUUUCCACAGCUCGUAUUCAAGCUUACCGGUCUCAAUCCUACCUCACAAUACAACGUCUUUGUUGAUAUGGUGUUGUGUGAUCCGAACCAGUGGAAGUUCCAGUGUGGUAAAUGGAUGCCGUGUGGACAGGCCGAGAACAUACCAAAAGUAAGCAACAUCUAUCUUCACCCUGAUUCGCCUAGUAAUGGACUGCAUUGGAUGCACCAGGACAUCGUAUUUAGUAAACUAAAACUGACCAAUCAUCGGGGAAAAGACAAUGGAUUUGUGAUUUUAAACUCAAUGCACAAAUAUCAGCCUCGGAUUCACGUCGUUGAGUUGAGUGAAAGUCGAUAUAUCCAGACUCAUAGUUUUCCUGAGACGCAGUUCUUUGGCGUGACAGCCUAUCAAAACACUGAUGUCACACAACUAAAAAUCGACUACAACCCAUUUGCGAAAGGCUUCAGGGAUAACUAUGACAACUUGUCACCACGAGACAUCAGUAUUCUUUCGAAUGGUCCUCGGUCAAAGAACGUGACAGUCAGUAGGAACUCCUGUCCUGCACCGGUAGUUAACGCAGCUAACAUCAACAUGGGACAGUAUCCUGCGGCACUCUCUCACCAGACUGCUCACUAUCAGCAUCCACACCACUACCAACACAACGCCCACUAUCGGCCAUCCCCGCAUCACCAACCCCACCACCCUCACCUUCGAUUCCCCACAUUCCAUCACCGACCAUCGCAGUUGGCACCAGUCGGCAGCAUCGGCCAAUCUCCAGCCGGAUGCGCCGGGCCGACGGGUGGGAAUUUCCGGCUUCCAAACCCCGAAGAGACCGCUUUCAAGCUUGUGGGAAAUGCCUCGAAUCUGAGUCGUCCCACCUUCGUCCCGAUCAGCCCACCGCACUCGUCGACAUCUUCCCCGAAGCCGUUUCCGAUUCCAGUGCCUACCUCGCUCGCUUCAAUUGUUGACCAGAACUCGCUCUGUGGGACGGAACACGAAAUGCAGCAGCAGCAGCAGCAUUGUGAUUCCCAGCUCCCUUCCCCUUGCGACUCAACCUCCGCUAAUGGAGACACCAAAACCAUUCAUUACCGCUCGUCUGCAGGAAUGAUUAAUCUUUCAAACCCUUGUGAUCCGUCGCCACAGGUAGACAUUCCUCAUUUACCCGACAUGCACACGCCAACUACUUGCCAAGAUACCCAGAAGUUGGUGGACAGGCAGGACAUGACAUGGCUGAAUACUCCACCUUCCUCGGAUUGUUCGCCCGAUUCCAAGUCCAACUCCAGCGACGGAGGGAGUCGGGCUGCGAAGCGACAGAAGAUGUCAGAUGAGCAGCUCUCGGAAGGUAUCUCUCCAAAGCUGACAGAUCUUGGAGACCAACAUAAUAGUCCUUCCUCUUGUGAGUUUACAUCUACCACAGAUCAAGGCUAUAUCAACCAAGAGGGCGCCAAACAGCACUACCCUCAGAGCAUCGUGCACACACAGCCGGGAGCACCCCAUCAAGCAUUUCAACCGUAUGGUAAUAUGUACUUUCCGGCGCAGAGUUUCUCUACAUUUCCUUCUCAGCCAUCGUGUAUGAGUGGAUACAGCAUUCCCCCAUCACCGUACAAUCACAUCAAUAACAUGCUGUGUCAUGGCCAGUCAUAUCCAAGUGCAUGACCAUGGAAAUGUAGUAGAACGUUUGGCGGAAUCCGUUGUUGCAUAAGUAUCAUGCCUCAGACAAAACCACAAACUGAGAAAGAGCUGGUUGAAUAUUAGUCAUUUAUGGUCACUACCAGAUAGUUUUAUUGUAGUUCUAACAUGCGCUAGAGCUACACUUCCCUAAAUAUUGACGUGAGUCAUGAAAGUUUAGCAAUGUAAGUUUCUCUUGCCUUUUGUGUUGAUAUGGAUGUGAACAUAUUAAUGACUGACCGUUUUGUGUUUCGUGUCCUACAAAUGAUGAUGUACUUUAUUAACGUCCUUACUGAUUUAUUCAGUUGAUAGUAAAUUCUGAUAGUGAAAUGGAGAGUCGUAGAAACAUUCCAAAUGAUUUGAAAUACUAUUGAUCAUGGAUCAUGAGACUGAUUUCAUUUCAAGGUCCAUUGAACAUGUUGAAUUAAACACAAUUUAAAAAAAAAAUAAAUUCUUUUUUUUUUAUUUACGAUGUGAGAUAAUUAAAAUGACAAUUAUACCAAGUGCAUUGUUCAGAUCAUUAUUGCUCUUCAAGAAGACAAGAUUCAUUCUCGUAUUCUGGCAAAAAAUUAUAUAUUUAAAUGUAGGACAAUUCCAUUAAUGAGUAUACAUAAUGUUUUAAAAUCUUAAAAUCAAAGCGUGGUUUAAAUAAGAGUUUAUGAAAUAAAUUCAUUCGACUUUUAAGAAUUGUUGAACGUAAAAUUUACCCAGAAUUUUUAAAAUAUGCGUUGCACCAAAGAGUGUCUGAAUGUAGAAGCGGUUGUCAAAGCAAAGUGACAGGUAUUUUUUUUAUCGAAACACCAGCAAUUCUAGACAUAAGUUUGUUGAAACACAAUGAAUGGUAAACAAUGUAUGGCUGUCGAAACAUCUAGAAUCCUCGACAUAAGGUUGUCGAAUUACAAAGAAUUCUAAAUGACAAGUUGUCGAAAUUCAAUGAAUUUUAGACAAAGGUUUGUUGGAAUAUAAUGAAAGGUAAAAACAAGGUUGUCGAAACAUCAAGAAUCCUCGACAUAAGGUUGUUGAAUUACAAAGAAUUCUAAAUAACAUGUUGUCGAAAUACAAUGAAUUUUAGACAAAGGUUUGUUGGAAUAUAAUGAAAGGUAAAAUCAAGGUGGUCGAAACACCAAGAAUUUUUAGAUAUAAGGUUGUUGAAGCACAGGAAAUUUUAAAUGAAUGUUGUUUAACAGUUGAUUUUAGACAUAAGGUUGUUGAAACGUAAUGAAAGGUAAAAUAAGGUUGUCGAAACAAAAAGAAUUCUAGACAUGCGGUUGUCGAAGCACAAGGAAUGCUGGAUAAAAGGUUGUCGUAACACACGCAAAUCUAGAAACAAAGAAUUUUAGACAUAAGGUUAUCAAAUCAGGUAUUACUCUACAUAUGAGGAUGUCAAAGCACAAGGAAUUCUAGACAUGAUAUUGUCGAAGUAGAAGUCUGUUUAUAUAUAAGAUUUUCGAAACAAAGAAUUAU